AUGGAUUCUUCUUCUUCUUUCAGUCCUUAUAUUCUUUUAUUUAACGCGCUCUCUCAAAUACCAACUUGGCACUAUUUGGUAGCUCUCUUGAUCAUCUCCAUUACUUUUCUAUACAAUUUCUUGGAGAUUCAUUUCUUUGAAGAUGCUUUCUUUAAAUUUCAAGGCACUCCUAUCACUUACAACCCCUCUUCUCCAAUUUGUAAUGCCAUUCUUUCCAAUUGUAAAAUUCUCCACUCUAGGUUUGUAGCCACGCCAUGGCUAUCAAGUCCUCAUCUGCAGACUUCGUUUAUGCAAUUUUUUGGGAGGUCUCCGAUUUUUAGCUAUAGAAGACUGCUUCAGCUUCAUGAUUGGCAAAUGUUUUAUACUUCCGAUGGUGGAACCAUAGCUUUGGAUUGGCUGAUGAAGUCUGAUGGUACGUACACAGCUUUGGACAUUAAUAAAUCUCUGGUUUCUGGAGGUGCUUUUCACAUAAAUGGUGCAUUUCUUCCCAUGAAUAAUGCUAUUUCUCAAGAUGAAACUACUCCUACUGUGGUUGUGGUUCCUGGCUUAGCAAGCGACUCUACUUCUAAUCAGUUUCUGCAAUGUGCAUGGAAACUUGCUGCUGUUGCUGGUCGCUCCAGCACAAAUGAAUCAAACAACUGGACUUCAUCCAAAAAUAAUUAUCUAAAGAAUCUUGCCUUCAACAUGGCCAAACAUGGGUGGAAUGUUGUUGUUUGCAACCACCGAGGACUUGGAGGUGUUUCAAUUACUUCUGAUUGCUUUUACAAUGCUGGAUGGACAGAAGAUUUACGGGCAGUCAUUAAAUAUCUUCACAAUGAGUACCCCAAGGCUCCUUUAUUUGCAAUUGGAACUAGCAUUGGAGCCAAUAUUUUGGUGAAAUAUCUUGGGGAGGAUGGAGCGAGGACGCCUGUUGCAGGGGCUGCAGCUGUUUGCAAUCCAUGGGAUCUUUUGAUUGGAGACAGAUUUAUAUGCCGCAGGCUGUUACAGAGAAUCUAUGACAGAGCUCUUACAAUUGGCCUUCAAGGUUAUGCACAAUUGUAUAUUCCAAAUGAUCUGUGCAGACACGAGCCUCUCUAUACUCGGCUUGCUAAUUGGGAAGGCAUUAAAAAGACUGUGGAUACGUACUAUAGGAGGUGUAGCAGUGCAGCUUAUGUUGGGAAUGUAUCUGUGCCACUACUCUGCAUUAGUGCUCUGGAUGAUCCACUCUGCACUAGGGAAGCCAUUCCUUGGGAUGAAUGCAGAGGAAACCCAAAUAUUGUGUUGGCUACACCACAGCAUGGAGGACAUCUAGCAUUCUUUGAAGGAUUAACUGCAACCAGUUUUUGGUGGAUAAGGGCUGUAGAUGAAUUUCUUGGUGUUCUACGCUCUAGUCGAUACAUGCAUGUACAAAAGAAGCAGACUUCUGGCCAGCGUUCAGUGCUGGAUUCUGCAAUUGAUCAGCAUCCACACUUACAUGUUUCUGUAGAUGGAAUAGUAACUCCAGCGGGCAGUGAGGAAAAAAGAGAUGAAAUCGAAGGCACAAAAAAACUGCAGAUGCUUAGUGAAGAAAAGACUAAUGAGAUGCUUUCAAAUGCAGAACAUGAUCAGCUCUUUACAGAAGCAACGUCUGAUUUCAUGUCCAAGACUGCUCAAACCUCAGAAGAAGCUAUAAACAUCCAGGAUGCUAAAUCUCCUGAAAAAGCUUCAAACAUCCAGGAUCAGGAUGCUAAAUCUCCUGAUAUAACUGUUCCUGUUAGAAGAUUCCUAAAUCAGAUUUCACAACAGAAAAGCAUAUCAAUGUGGUUGCUUGCUUUCCUUGCCAUCAAAACAAGUUGGCCCCUAGUAAGAUCAGCCUUUAAUUUCAUUUUUAGAAAGAGGUCCAGAAAGUUCAUGCCUGCAGCUUAG
Molecule: messenger RNA, 1884 nt
Organism: Dovyalis caffra
Lineage: Eukaryota; Viridiplantae; Streptophyta; Magnoliopsida; Malpighiales; Salicaceae
Source: the annotation of a GenBank genome assembly